Messenger RNA from Tarenaya hassleriana, 638 nucleotides. RefSeq lists its product as uncharacterized. Bases 66 to 482 code for a protein of 138 amino acids. NCBI's taxonomy places the organism in Eukaryota, Viridiplantae, Streptophyta, Magnoliopsida, Brassicales, Cleomaceae. Gene Ontology annotation, cellular component: mitochondrial large ribosomal subunit. Gene Ontology annotation, molecular function: structural constituent of ribosome. The transcript is spliced from 3 exons. The record is from RefSeq and is a predicted model, not a curated record. Gene Ontology annotation, biological process: translation.
CCUGUUCGCUCUUUUCCAAGUUACCCUGGUAGUAUCAGUCUUCCGUCAGCUCUAGAAGAGCAUCAAUGGCGUUGAGACUGGCGACCGUAAAACGCGCUGCGGUUAACUCGGGGUGUGUAUUGGGAUGCCGAAGCUUGAGCCACGUGGCCGCAAUGCCACCUCCCAUGGCCGGCGGCGCCGUCGAUCGUCCCGUCGCGCCGCCGCCGUUGGUUUUGCCGGAGUUCCAUCAGGAUCAAUCGGGUUCUGUUGACGAAAAGGGUAUCGGAUUUGGGUUCUCUUUUGGUGGAUCCAUGGAGCUCAUGGCUGUGCCCAAAAAGAAGGUUUCUCGGCACAAGAGAGGAAUAAGAAACGGACCAAAGGCUCUUAAACCUACUCCAGUGAUCAUUCGCUGCAGGGGUUGCGGGCGAGUGAAGCUUCCGCAUUUCUACUGCUGCAGCGGUGACAGGGGAGGCUCUGAUGGCCAAAACAAUGUGGGAAACUGAUCAAAGCCUUUUCAUAUGAUUCAUCCUUUAUUAGUUCCAAAGAGAUAAAAAAGCUUCUUGCUAUCCAUAUACCAGACUUUGUUUUUUUUUAAUGCUUUUGAUUUUCUCACCAUCAUAUAAAUACUUUCACUUUUAGCAAUUCUCUUUGAUGCAAAA